UUUUUUUUUUAAAUAAAGCUAACUUUUCAAUUAACUUUAAAUAUUCUCUUCUCUUCUUUUCAUAUUCGUAUUUGUUAUCAUUUGAAUACUAUGACAAAUAUCUCAUUCUUUUCUACAUCAUCGGGAUAUAAAGGACACAUCUUUAAAGAAGAGCAAAACAUGAUUCCAACUUAUAUCACCAUUUCACCUAGAAAAGAUGGUGUAACUGCAAAAACAAAAUGCUUAAAUCCUCAAACAUCAAAAUUAACUCCUUUAAAGAGAAAAAUAAAGGCAUCCUCUUCUAAUAUAUCCUCUAUUUUACCGAAACUUCGAGUUCAUAGUUCAUCUUAUCAUUGUCAUUUUUCUUCUUCAUUUCGUUCUUAUUCUAGCUGUCAUACUAGAAAAAGACAAAAAGAACCAAUGUCAUUAUCAAAUUUACCUUAUGAAAUCCUUUUUAGGAUUUUAUUUUAUUUGGAUUAUAUUUCAGUUCAAAAAUUAUCUCGUACAUGUCGUAGUCUAUAUUCAAUUUGUCAUGAUAAUGAAUUAUGGCGCCAAUUAUUAUAUGCUGAUUUCCGGUCUGUCCCACCUCCCCUUACAACAAUGGCAUUAGUCGUGCGAAAAAAAAAGAAUAAUGUCAUGACGGGGCUUCCGACAAACUUAAAACUUUAUCAAAAUCACCUUAAAUUAGGUCGUAGAUGGUUAACGGGAAAAGUAACGACCCGAUUCUUACAAGGACAUGAAAGCAGUAUUUAUUGUUUAGCUUGGAUAGAUAAGAAUAUAUUGGUGAGUGGUAGUCGUGACCAAAGUUUAAAAGUAUGGGAUGUCAUUCGAGGCAAAUGUUUACGUACGAUCAAGGAUGUUCAUGAAGGUAGCAUCCUGUGUAUGAGCGUUAAUAAAGAAAAUACCAUCUUAUUAACAGGCUCCUCGGAUGCAACAUCUGUUAUCUGGUCCUUACCUGAUUUAAUACCUCAAAGGAGACUUCGAGGACAUGGUCAUAAUGUACUUGAUAUCUGCUUUGUAGGUGAUUAUAUCGUUUCUUCUUCAAGAGAUCAUACCAUACAAGUUUGGCAAAAGGAUACAGGGGAACAAGUGCGACAGUUAUUGGGACAUCAAGCCUCUGUCAAUUCAAUUGAACCUAUAGAUCAACAUCGUAUCGUUUCUGCUUCAGGGGAUGCUAGUCUCAAAUUAUGGGAUAUUGAAACAGGCGAAUGUUUAAGAACGAUAAAAGAUAACAAACUAGGAUUAGCCUCUGUUCGAUUUAAUGGAACCUAUUUAUAUACUGGAGGACUUGAAGGGAAAGUUAAAGUAUGGGAUAUUGAGAACGGUGAAUGUGUAAAGACUUUGGUUGGACAUGUUAAUAUGAUUCGAUCUAUUGAUUAUGUAGAGGUAAUUUUUUUUUUGUAUUUAUUAGCUUAUUACAUACAUACAUUUCUUAAACAUAUAUAUGUAUAUAUAUAUAUUAUAAAUAUGCAUAGGAUAAAAUUAUUACAGGUAGUUAUGAUCGUACACUCAAAGUCUGGGAUGCAAAGACAGGUGCUUGCAUUUUAAGUUUUCAAAGUGGACACACUAAUUGGAUCUUUAAUGUAUUAGCAAGUGGAACCCAUAUUGUUAGUUGUGGAAAAGACAAGCGAAUUAUGGUUCUUGACUUUUGUAAUGGAUUAACACCUUUAUGUGAUUAAAUAAGUAACUGCUUUAAUCAUCUCAUAUCGGCACAUUGUCUUUCCUUCCCUUUAUAUACCCAUUGUUAAUAAAUGAGUCCUUUAUUAGAAAGUUUGUGUUCCCUUCU
Molecule: messenger RNA, 1765 nt
Organism: Cokeromyces recurvatus
Lineage: Eukaryota; Fungi; Mucoromycota; Mucoromycetes; Mucorales; Mucoraceae
Product: WD40-repeat-containing domain protein
Exons: 3
Coding region: 91-1527 (478 amino acids)
Molecular function (GO): protein binding
Source: RefSeq, a predicted model, not a curated record